Carassius gibelio (silver crucian carp) is the source of this 2601-nucleotide messenger RNA. RefSeq names its product calpain-1 catalytic subunit. Gene Ontology annotation, cellular component: cytoplasm. Gene Ontology annotation, biological process: proteolysis. Lineage: Eukaryota; Metazoa; Chordata; Actinopteri; Cypriniformes; Cyprinidae. Gene Ontology annotation, molecular function: calcium ion binding; calcium-dependent cysteine-type endopeptidase activity. The record is from RefSeq and is a predicted model, not a curated record. The coding region runs from base 1 to 2214 and encodes 737 amino acids. The transcript is spliced from 23 exons.
AUGACAUUCAAAGCAAGUCCAGGCAUGAUGAACAGCCACUCACAGACAGAGAAGACAACCAGGCUUUUGGGUAAACUUUUUUGUUCCAGUCAUUUGAUAGAUUUUAAAAUGCCUCCUCCAGCGGUUCCCCAUGGCAUGUGCUUAAAAGUUAUAAACAACCGCAACAUGAAGGGUGGCAUGGGCUCUGAAACAAAUCCUCUGAAGUUCAUGGAUCAGGACUGCAAUGUUUUACAAGACUACUGUCUAAAGACAAAACAGAGAUUUGUUGACGACUUUUUCCCACCUGAUCCCCGUUCUAUUGGUGAAGGGCUGCUGGAGCCAGAUGAUAUGGCCAGGGUGGAGUGGAUAAGACCAACGGUAUUGUGUCCAAACGCAGCUGAAUUGAUUGUAGAGACAGUGUCCAGGUUUGACUAUGCCCAAGGAAGAGUAGGUAAUUGUUGGUUUCUGGCCUCUGUUGGGGCUCUAACAUUUCAAACCAAAUUACUACAAAAGGUCGUUCCUGAUGGACAAUCAUUCAGCCACAAUUAUACUGGUCUAUUUCACUUCAGAUUCUGGCGGUUUGGAAACUGGUACGAUGUUGUGAUUGAUGACAAACUGCCGACGAUCGGCCGCCAGCUGAUUUUUGUGAAAUCAAAAACAUUUAAUGAGUUCUGGCCUGCCUUGCUGGAGAAAGCCUAUGCCAAGCUGUGCGGCUCCUACGCUGACAUGCAUGCUGGUCGAGUAUCUGAGGCCCUAUUGGACUUUACUGGUGGGGUUCAUAUGCACUAUGAACUGAAAACAGCUCCUACUGAUCUGUGGGACAUAAUGCACCGUGCUUACCAGUCAGGGGUCCUUAUGGGAUGUGAAACUCCGGCAGGGAAUGAAGAGCGAUUACCAAAUGGCAUAGUUGUGGGCCACGCUUACACCGUGACAAAGGUUUACCAGGUCAUGAGUGGUAGAAACCCAGUUAAACUGGUUAGAUUGUUCAACCCUUGGGGAGACAGUGAAUGGAACGGAGACUGGAGUGACAACUCACCUUUGUGGAACACAGUGAGCAAUGAGGACCACAAACAACUCCAAGUGAAUGAAAAUGGAGAGUUCUGGAUGUCAAUGAACGAUUUCCGUAGAACAUUUGACAACAUGGAUAUCUGCUGCACCUGUCCUGAUUUUCUGGAGGGGAAGUCUGCUUGUCACUGGAUUUCCAAGUUCCACCAUGGCAGCUGGGUUUCUGGGAGCACAGACGGAGGCGGCAUAAGUUAUACAGACAGCUUCUGUAAAAACCCCCAGUUCUGGCUGAAGAUUGAAGAGUUGGAUAAGGCCUGUGAACAGGGCCAGAAUAAUGUUCUGGUGACUCUCAUACAGAAACCUGACAAGAGACACAGACGCCGCUCUGCACACCAUGGCAUCGGCUUCUACGUGUUUGCAAUUCCACCUGAGAUGAGAUCUGAGGGAAAGUUUGGAUCAAGCUUUUUCCAUGGAAGAAAGCCUGUGGUAACAAGCGAGCCCUUUCAACGUGCAAGACAGGUGAUGAAAUUCUUCAGGCUGGAGCCCGGAGAGUAUCUCAUCGUGCCAUCCACACACCAGCCCAAAAUGAAAGGAGAAUUCAUCCUGUCCAUUCUCUGCAAAAAUGAGAUCCACAUUCAAAAGGACACAGAAAGAAUUGAGAAAGAUUUUCUUGUGGAUCUUUUGGGCGGGUCUGAGGUCCAUUACACUGAAGAUGUGGAGGAAAGAUCAAAAACUAAAGCACUGUUUCGGCAAUAUUCCGAUCAAUAUCAAGUUGUUGAUGCUGAGAAGCUUCAAAGGCUUCUCCAUGAAAACCUACUUGGAGGGCAUAAAAACCCUGAAGGAUUUGGCCUGGAUUCCUGUAGAAGUAUAAUAGCCAUGUCAGAUUUAAAUGUUACUGGAAGACUCCUCGGACCAGAGUUCAUUCGUCUUUGGAACCGUAUUUUGACAUACAAGAAUAUCUUCUACAGCAUGGAUUCUUCCAGAGAUGGUGUUCUGUCAUUCAGCGAACUGCAAAAUGCAUUAGAGAAAACAGGACUGCGUCUAAAUGAAGACAUCCUAAAUCUGAUGUUUGUGCGGUACAGUGGGGCUACUGAACAGAUCUCUCUGGAGGGUUUCAUAUGCCUUGUCAUGCGUUUGAAUUGUGCGGCCAGAAUAUUCCAGAGACUGUGUGAAAAUGGAAAGAUUACUCUUGAUGAGAGUGAGUGGAUAGGGCUCACCAUGUACUCAUGAGGGAAUGACUGCUAGCCAAGAGGUUACCAACAAAUGCGAGAAGCAGUGCGAAAAGAAAACAUCAGCUUGGUUAUCAAAAACAAACAGCGAUUUAGGCAAUCUAAACAUGUCUUGUCUUUUUCUUUUAUUCCUUUUUUUUCUAUAUCAAACUGAUAAAUGGUGAUUGUUAUAUUAUGCCCUGCCCUUUUAUCCCUCUAUUAAAAUGCUUUUCUCUUUUUCUUAAAAUUCAUUUAAUAUACCAAUUUUAUAUGAUCAAACUGUUUGUAGUAAUUGCAAAAAAAUCUGUCUAUUUUCCAUUUUUCGAAAAGUUAUGCAUGUUAUCUAUGUAUUUCUCAUUGUAUACACUUGGAGUCACUGUUGGUGUAAAGUAAAGCAUAUUCAAUGCUA